This is a messenger RNA of Polypterus senegalus (gray bichir), 9029 nucleotides long. It is a transcript of the gene abca2, whose product is annotated as ATP-binding cassette, sub-family A (ABC1), member 2. The record is from RefSeq and is a predicted model, not a curated record. Gene Ontology annotation, molecular function: ATP hydrolysis activity; ATP binding; ABC-type transporter activity. Bases 458 to 7978 code for a protein of 2506 amino acids. NCBI's taxonomy places the organism in Eukaryota, Metazoa, Chordata, Cladistia, Polypteriformes, Polypteridae. The transcript is spliced from 50 exons. Gene Ontology annotation, cellular component: intracellular membrane-bounded organelle; membrane. Gene Ontology annotation, biological process: transmembrane transport; lipid transport.
AAUGAAAGGUUUCGAUUGAGGGGGGUAAAUAAAUAAAUGCGGCGGAGGUGGGGUUUUUGAUUUCACAGCUGCUCAAUUGGAAGUGAACACUGUGGCAGUGCCCACCCAGCAGCGCCAGCAAACGGAAAGGCGAAGCAGGCAGAGAAGCCGCAACACCGGCCCGGUCCGCCAGCCCAGCAGCAGCAGCAGCAGCAGGACCGAUCCGAGCCGAGCCGAGCCUGAGCCGAGCCUGAGCCGAGCCGAGCGCCAUCCGUUACUGCCAGAAGAGACGGCUGACGGAUCCCUGAGCUCCGCCCACUGCAAGCCGACACCGACACUCCGCCACCCGGCGCUAGUCGCUGAGUCGGGCAGGAGCUAUGAGCCUGGAGCACGAGUGGCACCGUGCGGCACCUCUCCCCGGAUACAAAGACUCGCUGUGACACCGCGACGACACCGGGAGUCGCCUGACACGGCCGCCAUGGGUUUCCUCCAUCAGCUGCACCUUCUGCUCUGGAAGAACGUGUCUUUGAAGAGGAGGAGUCCGUGGGUGCUUGCCUUUGAGAUCUUCAUCCCACUCGUCCUCUUCUUCAUCCUCCUUGGGCUACGGCAGAAGAAGCCGACCAUUCGAGUGAAAGAAGUCUCCUUCUACACAGCUGCUCCACUGACCUCGGCCGGCAUCAUCCCCAUCAUGCAGUCGCUCUGUCCAGAUGGCCAGAGGGAUGAGUUUGGAUUCCUGCAGUACAAGAAUUCCACGGUGACGCAGCUUCUGGACCGCAUCAAUGAGGUGGUGCAGGAGAGCAACCUGUUUGACCCGGACCGCCCCGGACUGGUGGAGGAGCUCGAAUCGCUGCAGCAGCACCUGGAGAGCCUGAGCGGCGACCCCAACUCUCUGGAGCGCCCGUGGAACUCGAGUCAAGGGUUCACCUUGGGCUCAGUUCUGAAGGACCAGGCCGACUUCCAGCAGUUUCUCACCAGGAACCUGUCGCUGCCCAACGAGACGGCCGCCGCUCUGUUGGCCUCCAGCAUCAGCGUCCAGGAGGUGUACCACCUCUUUUUCGGCCUGACCCCAAGUUUUGCUCCGUUGGGUGGUCUUAAGAAAAGAAACACCAGGGAGGGCCGCAGCCCUGCAGAGAAGGUCCUGCCGCGGGAGGAGUAUCAUCUGGGAGGCUGGAGGUACGCCGAGACGGAUUUGAUCCACAAGCUGCUCAGUAACUCGGAGAAGGCCGUCCACCGGCAGGCUGCUUGGCGUCUCCUCAGCCAGACCCUUGGUCUCAACUCGACGUCCAGGGCCGGUGAUCUACAGAGCCUCAAGGACAUGGAGAAUAUCUUGCUGACUUCUGGCACGCUGGAGUUGCUGACGUGUGAAGACAAGGACGAGGAAUUCCAACACAUCCUCCUCACCCCCGAGGGUCAGCAGCCACUUCUGCAGGCGUAUCGUACGAUUCUGUGCAGCGGAGGUGCCAGCCAGCGGGCACAGCGCUUCUCUGGACUGGCCAGAGAACUGAAGAUGCAGAUCGAUACGCAAAGAGUGGCCAGCAAGCUCAGGUUUGAGGAGGUGAACUCCACAGCCACCCAGAAGCACCUGAGCGCCCUGCUGCAGGACCUGAACGAGAUGGCGAAGAUCCUCCGUGAUGUGGACGUCCUGUCAGCCCUCGCCAAACUCCUGCCAAAGGGCGCCUGUGCCGGAAAGCAAGCCCCUCCGCCAGUCUCCAACAGUACGGCCCCCAGCACCAACGCCAGCACGCCUGCAACGAGCCUCGGCAACACGACUGAGGCGGGCGGAGAAGCGGGGGCUACUUCGGGUCCCGAGACGGGGGCCACAGCUGAGGAGAACCCCCAGUCCCAGUUCUCAGCCUUUGUGCAGCUGUGGGCAGGUCUUCAGCCAAUUCUCUGUGGCAAUGACCGGAUCAUCGAACCCGAGGCUCUGAAGCAGGGAAACAUGAGCUCCUUGGGAUUCACAAGCAAAGAACAGAGGAAUCUUGGGCUCCUGGUCCACCUCAUGACCACCAACCCCAAGAUCCUGUAUGCGCCAAAUGGCACCGAAGUGGACAAGGUCAUUCAAAAGGCCAACGAGACGUUUGCGUUUGUGGGCAACGUCACUCACUACGCCCGACUGUGGAGGAACAUGUCAGCCCAGCUGCGGACCUUCCUGGAGGAAGGAAAACUUCAGGGCAGAAUGCAGUGGCUACAGGAGGUCACCGCCAACUUGCCGAGACAGAGCGAGCCGUUCAACUCGUCCGACAGCGACGCGCUCCGCCGCUUGAUUGACAGCAACUUCACUGCGCCCAACAGCAGCACUCUGCUCCAGCAGCUGGACACCAUCGACAACGCGGCCUGCGGUUGGAUCCAGUUCAUGUCCAAGGUCAGCGUGGACAUCUUCAAAGGCUUCCCCGACGAGGAGAGCAUCGUGAAUUACACGCUGAACCAGGCGUACCAGGACAACGUGACCGUGUUUGCCAGUGUCAUCUUCCAGACCAACAAAGAUGGCUCCCUCCCUCCUCAUGUGCAAUACAAGAUCCGGCAGAACUCCAGCUUCACCGAGAAAACCAAUGAGAUCCGGAGGGCUUACUGGCGUCCAGGGCCAAACACGGGGGGACGUUUCUACUUUCUCUAUGGUUUUGUGUGGAUUCAAGAUAUGAUGGAACGGGCCAUAAUCAACAUGUUUGUAGGCCACGACGUGGUGGAGCCAGGAAACUACGUCCAGAUGUUCCCGUAUCCGUGCUACACCCGUGACGAUUUUCUGUUUGUGAUUGAACACAUGAUGCCCCUCUGCAUGGUGAUCUCCUGGGUCUACUCUGUGGCCAUGAUGAUCCAGCACAUCGUAGCUGAGAAGGAGCAUCGGCUGAAGGAGGUGAUGAAGAUGAUGGGUCUUAACAAUGCUGUCCACUGGGUGGCCUGGUUCAUCACGGGCUUUGUGCAGCUGUCCAUCUCGGUCACUGCGCUCACGGCCAUUUUGAAAUAUGGCAAGGUGCUCAUGCACAGCGACCCGUUCAUCAUCUGGCUCUUCCUCACAGUGUAUGCCGUGGCGACCAUCAUGUUCUGUUUCCUGGUGUCCGUUCUUUACUCAAAAGCCAAGCUGGCAUCGGCGUGUGGUGGCAUCAUCUACUUCCUGAGCUACGUGCCAUACAUGUAUGUGGCAAUCCGAGAGGAGGUGGCUCACGACAAGAUCACUGCCUUUGAGAAGUGCAUUGCGUCUCUGAUGUCCACCACGGCUUUCGGACUGGGAUCGAAAUACUUUGCCCUCUAUGAGGUGGCAGGAGUGGGCAUCCAGUGGCACACCUUCAGUCAGUCGCCCGUUGAAGGGGAUGACUUCAACCUGCUGCUCUCCAUGGUGAUGCUCAUCAUUGAUGCCACCGUCUACGGGGUGCUCGCCUGGUACAUCGAAGCUGUUCACCCAGGAAUGUAUGGACUUCCGAGACCCUGGUACUUCCCCCUGCAGAAGUCGUAUUGGCUUGGCAGUGGCCGUGUAGAAGCCUGGGAGUGGCCGUGGUCUCGCAGUACCAGGCUGAGCAUUAUGGAGGAGGACCAGGCCUGUGCGAUGGAGCAUCGACGUACGGAGGAGAACCGUGGCAUUGAAGAAGAACCGAGCCACCUUCCACUGGUGGUCUGCAUUGAUAAGCUGACCAAGGUCUACAAAACCGGCAAGAAGUUGGCCCUCAACAAGCUCAGCUUAAAUCUGCACGAGAACCAAGUGGUGUCCUUCCUUGGCCACAACGGAGCGGGAAAGACGACCACCAUGUCCAUCCUGACCGGCCUCUUCCCUCCAACAUCUGGCUCUGCCACCAUUUACGGCCACGACAUCCGCACCGAGAUGGACAAAAUCCGAAAGAACCUGGGGAUGUGCCCGCAGCACAACGUCCUGUUCGACAAGCUCAGUGUGGAGGAGCACCUGUGGUUCUACUCGAGGCUCAAGGGCAUGGCGGAGGAGGAGAUCCGCAAGGAGAUGGACAAAAUGAUCGAAGACCUGGAGCUGUCCAAUAAGCGCCACUGCCUGGUUCAGACGCUCUCAGGCGGCAUGAAGAGGAAGCUCUCCGUGGCCAUCGCCUUUGUGGGUGGGUCUCGUGCAGUCAUCCUAGAUGAGCCCACGGCUGGCGUCGACCCCUAUGCCCGCCGGGCCAUCUGGGACCUCAUUCUGAAGUACAAGCAAGGACGCACGAUCCUCCUGUCCACUCACCACAUGGAUGAGGCGGACCUCCUCGGCGACCGCAUCGCCAUCAUCUCUCACGGGAAGCUCAAGUGCUGCGGCUCCCCGCUCUUCCUCAAAAGCACGUACGGCGACGGCUACAAGCUGACGGUGGUGAAGAAGCAGAGUGACGCCCGGGUGUCAGAUCCCGAGCGGACGGUGUCCCCGCUGUCCCCGUCCUCGCUCAGCCCCUGCUCGGAGACGCGGGUGACGCAGUUCAUCAGGAGGUUCGUAGCCUCGUGUUACCGGGUGUCCAACACCAACACUGAGCUCUCCUACGUGCUGCCAUCGGAGGCCGUCAGGAAGGGCUGCUUUGAGAGGCUGUUCCAGGCGUUAGAGGAGAACCUCGACAACCUGGCCCUGACCAGCUUUGGGCUGAUGGACACCACCCUGGAGGAGGUCUUCCUGAAAGUGUCCGACGAAGACCAGUCCCUGGAGAACAGUGACGCUGACAUGAAGGAAUCCCCCCAAGCCGUCCAUCCCGCAGUGCUCUCAAGUGGAGGCAAAGUCCUCACAGCGGGCGAGGCGCUCCCGGCCGGGGGGCUGGAAAAGCCGGAAGUGGAACUCAGCAACCUGAUGGUCUGCUCCCAGCUCAGCAACUCCCAGGGGUCCCUGCGCUCCACCUCCUCCGUGGGGUCUGUACGCGGGGACGAGGGGGGGCAGUACUCGGAGUUCUAUGGGGACUACUGCCCCUUGUUUGACACGACGGAGGACCCCGACAACGUCAGCCUGCAGGCUGAACCCGAGGUGGAUGCUGAGGGCCAAGGGUCCUUCAAGCUGGAGGGAUCCUGGCUGAAGCUGCGCCAGUUCCACGGACUCCUCAUCAAACGAUUCCACUGUGCCAAGCGCAACACAAAGGGCAUCUUCUCUCAGAUCCUGCUGCCUGCCUUCUUUGUAUGUGUGGCCAUGACGGUGGCACUGUCUGUGCCCGAAAUCGGAGACCUGCCACCUCUGAUCCUGUCACCCUCGCAGUACCACAACUACACACAGCCCAAAGGAAAUUUCAUCCCCUACGCCAACGAAGAUCGCAUGGAGUACAGGAACAAGCUGUCCCCGGAUGCCAGCCCUCAGCAAAUUAUGAACACAUUGCGCAUGCCCUCGGGCAUUGGGGCAACGUGUGUUCUCAAAACCCCCUUCAACAGCACUCUGGACCAGCUGGCACAGACCCUCAACCUCAACUCCAAUGAAUCCAAGAUGCUGGCAGCCCAGUACUUUGACUCUAUGUGUCUCGACUCUUUCACCCAGGGUGUCCCCCUGUCAAACUUUGUGCCCCCACCUCCUUCGCCAGCACCAUCCGACUUCCCAGAGUCAAGCUACGAGGACGGCCUGCGGUUCUGGAAUCUGACGACAGAGCCAACUACAGUCAAAGAAGCAGUGACCUCCACACCCACACUGCCCCACACCGUCCACGAGCCGAUCCGCUGCACGUGUUCAAUGCAGGGCACCGGCUUCUCGUGCCCCAGUGGGGUUGGUGGGCGGCCCCCCCAGAUGAAGGUGGUCACCGGCGACAUUCUUGUAGACAUCACCGGGCGCAACGUGUCGGAGUACCUGCUGUACACGUCGGACCGCCUGCGACUGCACAGAUAUGGAGCUUUGACAUUCGGCAACAUCCAGAAAUCCAUUCCGGCGUCAUUUGGGAUGAAGACUCCACCCAUGGUGAGGAAGAUUGCCGUGCGGAGAGCAUCACAGGUUUUCUACAACAACAAGGGGUACCACAGCAUGCCCACCUACCUGAAUGCCCUGAACAAUGCCAUCCUGAGAGCCAACCUUCCCAAAAGCAAAGGAAACCCAGCAGCAUAUGGGAUCACAGUCACCAACCACCCGAUGAACCGGACGAGUGCCAGCCUGUCCCUGGACUACCUGCUGCAGGGCACCGAUGUGGUCAUUGCCAUUUUCAUCAUCGUGGCCAUGUCCUUUGUCCCAGCCAGCUUUGUGGUCUUCCUCGUGGCUGAGAAGUCGACUAAAGCCAAGCACCUGCAGUUCGUCAGCGGCUGUGACCCUGUCAUCUACUGGCUGGCCAACUACAUCUGGGACAUGCUCAACUACCUGGUCCCUGCCACCUGCUGUGUCCUCAUUCUCUUCGUAUUUGAUCUGCCCGCCUACACGUCGCCCACCAACUUCCCCGCUGUGAUUUCACUGUUUCUGCUGUACGGCUGGUCCAUGACACCCAUCAUGUACCCGGCGUCUUUCUGGUUUGAGGUGCCCAGCACCGCCUACGUCUUCCUCAUCGUCAUUAAUCUGUUUAUUGGCAUCACGGCUACGGUCGCCACCUUCUUGCUGCAGCUGUUUGAGCAUGACAAGGAUCUCAAGCUUGUCAACAGCUACUUGAAGUCGUGCUUUUUGAUCUUUCCCAACUACAACUUGGGUCACGGCCUGAUGGAGAUGGCGUACAACGAGUACAUUAACGAGUACUAUGCCAAGAUAGGCCAAUUCGACAAGAUCAAAUCUCCCUUUGAGUGGGACAUCGUCGCCCGCAGUCUGGUGGCGAUGACCGUUGAGGGCUUCGUUGGCUUCUUCAUCACCAUCAUGUGCCAGUACAACUUCAUGCGGAGACCCCAGCGCCUGCCCGUGUCAAACAAGCCGAUCGAGGACGAUGACGUGGACGUCGCAUGUGAACGCCGGCGAGUCCUACGGGGCGACGCAGACAAUGACGUGCUCAAGAUUGAGAAUCUGACUAAGGUGUAUAAAUCCAGGAAGAUGGGUCGCAUACUGGCUGUGGACCGCCUAUGUGUGGGUAUCCGCCCUGGCGAGUGCUUCGGUCUGUUAGGAGUUAAUGGGGCUGGCAAAACCACCACCUUCAAAAUGCUGACUGGCGACGAGAGCACAACCGGGGGGGAGGCCUUCAUUAGCAAACACAGCAUUCUGAGGGAGCUGCUGAAGGUCCAGCAGAACAUUGGCUACUGCCCCCAGUUUGACGCUCUCUUCGAGGACCUCACUGCCCGCGAGCACCUGAAGCUGUACACCAGGCUGCGAGGUGUGCCCUGGAAGGACGAGGACCGGGUGGUCCAGUGGGCUCUGGACAAACUGGAGCUGACCAAGUAUGCAGACAAGCCAGCUGGGACCUACAGUGGGGGGAACAAGAGGAAGCUGUCCACCGCGAUCGCACUCAUCGGGUACCCCUCCCUCAUCUUCCUGGAUGAGCCAACCACUGGCAUGGACCCCAAGGCGCGACGGUUCUUGUGGAACCUCAUUCUGGAUAUCAUCAAGACGGGCCGCUCAGUGGUGCUAACAUCUCACAGCAUGGAGGAGUGUGAGGCCCUGUGCACCAGGCUGGCCAUCAUGGUCAACGGGCGUUUCAAGUGUCUCGGGAGCAUUCAGCACCUGAAGAACAGGUUUGGAGACGGCUACAUGAUCACAGUCCGCACGAAGUCCAGUCUCAACGUCAAGGAGGUGGUGCGAUUCUUUAGCAGGAACUUCCCAGAGGCAAUUCUGAAGGAGAGGCACCACACCAAAGUUCAGUACCAGCUCAAGUCGGACUUCAUCUCCCUGGCUCAGGUGUUCAGUAAGAUGGAGCAGGUGGUGGGAGUGCUGGGCAUCGAAGACUACUCUGUGAGCCAAACCACCCUGGAUAACGUGUUUGUCAAUUUUGCCAAGAAGCAGAGUGAUAAUCUGGAGCAGCAGGAAGGUUCGCCACCCGGGACCAGCCAGUCGCCUCUCAAACGCGUCCUCAACUUUCUGCGCCCACGGGCAGCCAACACGGAGUUGAGGGCACUAGUGGUGGAGGAGCCCGAGGAGCUGGAGAGUGACGACGAGGGGCUGAUCAGCUUUGAGGAGGAGAGGGCCCAGCUGUCCUUCAACACCGACACGUUGUGCUGAGAUGCCCACCCGACUCAGACGACACCGCACAGGUUUCCUGGGAUUGUUAAGUGCCCAGGGGAAGCGAGGGAGUGGAGCCCGGCGAACGAUGGUGGCUGACACGUUGGGCCCUCGGCUUCCUUAUCUUGCACCUUGCUGGUUGACGGCUUGGAAGAGUCACCUGUAAGCCCCCCCACAGCAACUUGGUGAGCCCAUCAAGACCCUUUCAUUUGAUUUGUGUUUAACUGUCUCUGCUACACCUGCCCUGUUCAGAGCCCUGUGAGGGUGGCAGUCGAUGCCCAUGUGGAUCGGAUGCUGCCUGCCCUUUACCAGCAUGUAUGUGGACUCUGCUUUGGUCCCUCCGUCGAGCGGAGGAUUUGAUUUUUUGUGGACACGAAUGGCACCGCCGAGCAGCCCGUUCUCGUGGGCAGCCUUCCCAGCAUGCGGCACCCUGGACCCACCCAACUGACAGAGGAUGCCAGCCCAGCAGUUUCAAACGGUGAACCGAGGAUGUUCUUGGCGCGGGCUGACGGGGUGAGGCCUGACCGGAUCGUUGAUUUUUCCGCCUCUCCCGCCGCUCCUUUUCUGGAUGUCUAGAAGGUUCCUGGCGAGGAUGACGAGUGCCGAUCACUUUCUGUCUUAUGAUGAAACUGCUGGCCGGAUUGUAUAGGUUUUGGGGGUCGGGGGGUGGGGGAUGUUAUUGGCAUCCACGCCUGUGUGUGUAAACAGCGGGCACUGGCCCGACUCCGCUGGCAGCGGCCAGUUUGAGGGGGCGACCGGCGGAGAAGCACGCCUUACGUAUCUGUGGUACUGUGUACACUGUAAUAAGAUGUAAAUGUGUGAAAAUGCAAAGCAAGACAAAACAAAGCAUUAUUUUCAAGUCCUGGAUCUCUAUUUUCAUUGCAGAUGUACGUACGGAUUUGUAACACUAUUUUGUUGUAAAUUAUUUGCCAGCUUCACUGUAACGUCUCAUCCGGCUGCUGUAGUCUUGAGAAUCUGCCUGACUUUCUACUUGUAGAACUGCAGUGUAAGGCCCGGCUUGUAAAUAAAGCUUUGAAGCUGCAGCCCCAAA